AAACUUUUAACCGGCUGUUGUUUCGGAUCAAUAUUUUUAGUGAAAUUUAGUAAAUUAGUUCUUAUAGACUUUCACAUAUUUAUUUUAAAAAACAAUCAUUAUCUUUUGGUUAGAUUUUUAUAGCUUUUUUUUUACUUAAUUAAACAAGAUUAUAUGGCUCUUCGCAUCGUUUCUAGGAGUUCUAAUGCAUGGAAUUUUGGAAGAGUCUGUUUUACUCAUAAUAGGUUGCAAUCAACAGAAGCACCAAAGCAGAAAACCAAGUUUGGUCCAUUGUCUGAUGAUGAUAGAAUUUUUACAAACUUGUAUGGGCGACAUGAUUGGAAAUUAAAAGGAGCUCAAGCUAGGGGGGAUUGGUACAAAACCAAAGAAAUUAUUCUCAAAGGUCAUGACUGGAUUUUAAAUGAAAUAAAGACAUCUGGUCUUCGUGGUAGAGGAGGCGCUGGUUUUCCAUCUGGACUCAAAUGGAGUUUUAUGAACAAACCAUCUGAUGGCAGACCUAAAUAUCUUGUUGUUAAUGCUGAUGAGGGUGAACCAGGAACAUGCAAAGAUCGAGAGAUUAUGCGUCAUGAUCCACAUAAACUAGUUGAAGGUUGUUUAAUAGCUGGUCGAGCAAUGGGAGCUCGAGCUGCAUACAUAUAUAUUCGAGGGGAGUUUUAUAAUGAGGCAUCAAAUAUGCAGGUUGCAAUCCAAGAAGCUUACAAAGCAGGUUUAAUUGGAAAAAAUGCAUGUGGGACAGGAUAUGAUUUUGAUGUGUUUAUGCACAGAGGUGCUGGUGCUUAUAUUUGUGGAGAAGAAACUGCACUUAUUGAGAGUCUAGAAGGGAAACAAGGCAAACCACGUCUGAAGCCACCUUUUCCAGCUGAUAUUGGAGUUUUUGGUUGUCCUACCACCGUUGCGAAUGUGGAAACAGUUGCUGUUGCUCCUGAAAUUUGUCGUCGUGGUGGCAGCUGGUUUGCUAGUAUGGGAAGACCUCGUAAUUCAGGACAAAAGCUGUUUAACAUAUCUGGACAUGUAAACCAUCCUUGUACAGUUGAAGAGGAAAUGUCUAUUCCAUUAAAAGAACUCAUUGAAAGACAUGCUGGUGGAGUUCUCGGUGGUUGGGACAACUUGCUCUGUAUUAUACCUGGUGGUUCAUCAACUCCACUUAUACCGAAAAAAGUUUGUGAAGAUGUUCUCAUGGAUUUUGAUGAUCUAAUUCGAGCUCAAACUGGUCUUGGAACAGCUGCCAUAAUUGUUAUGAAUAAGCAGAGUGAUGUUGUCAGGUGUAUUGCUAGACUUAUCGAAUUCUACAAGCAUGAAAGCUGUGGUCAGUGUACACCAUGUCGAGAGGGUGUUGGCUGGAUGAAUAACAUAAUGAAAAGAUUUGUUGAUGGUAAAGCCAAAUCUGCAGAAAUCGAUAUGCUAUGGGAAAUUAGUAAACAGAUAGAAGGGCAUACUAUUUGUGCUUUGGGAGAUGGUGCAGCUUGGCCUGUGCAGGGUUUGAUACGUCAUUUUCGUCCGUUGUUAGAAGAGAGAUUUGCUCAAUAUCAAAGCAAUUUUAAUAAACAAGCAAACAUGUCCGUGUGAAUUCUCUUUAUCGCCUAAUGUAACUAUAUAUAGAUGUUAUUAAUUUACAAUAAGUUUUAAUACAAA
This is a messenger RNA of Hydra vulgaris (swiftwater hydra), 1632 nucleotides long. RefSeq names its product NADH dehydrogenase [ubiquinone] flavoprotein 1, mitochondrial. Gene Ontology annotation, molecular function: FMN binding; 4 iron, 4 sulfur cluster binding; NAD binding. Gene Ontology annotation, biological process: mitochondrial electron transport, NADH to ubiquinone. The record is from RefSeq and is a predicted model, not a curated record. Lineage: Eukaryota; Metazoa; Cnidaria; Hydrozoa; Anthoathecata; Hydridae.